This is a messenger RNA of Colletotrichum godetiae, 1645 nucleotides long. Its product is annotated as Intradiol ring-cleavage dioxygenase. Gene Ontology annotation, molecular function: iron ion binding; oxidoreductase activity, acting on single donors with incorporation of molecular oxygen, incorporation of two atoms of oxygen. The transcript has a single exon. The record is from RefSeq and is a predicted model, not a curated record. The coding region runs from base 452 to 1516 and encodes 354 amino acids. NCBI's taxonomy places the organism in Eukaryota, Fungi, Ascomycota, Sordariomycetes, Glomerellales, Glomerellaceae.
CGGAUAACUCACGUAGCUUUCUCAUGCUAAGCUACGACCACACUCUAUUCCUGGAACAUUGGAUGUAAAAUCCCGUAGAGCAGUCGAGCCUGUUCAACCAGAAUCGAGGGAUUACGAAUAUGGAUCCUAGGAGGUUACCCAUCCCAUAUCCACUCUAUCGGGACGGCCUAGUCGAGGCGCAGAGCAGUCGUAAUGGGAGCUCAUGCGAAAAGGGAUGCCAAGUUGUGGGUAACAAAAAUAUCCUGAUGGACUUCAUCAGAGUGAAGGUCUACUUAUAAAGCAAAGCAACAGUUACCGCAAUGGAGGAGGUUUUAAAUCAUCAUCCCCAGCAGCAAGACCUCAUCCAGUCCUUCGCUUUAGACUACUACCCAAGCUUUCCUACUCACUUAGAUCCAAAUCUCUCUCUCAAGCCACAGUCUAGCGUUGACUUACACACAUCUUAUACGACAAGAUGAAGUUCACUCCUCUCGCUUUUGCUGUCCUCUCUUUAGCCGCCACCGAAGUCCUUGCUCACCCCGAGAAGCUGACCAAGGAGAACGCGAAGAAGGAGGCAGCUCUGGCCGGUCGCUCAACCAACAAGUGCGCUGCCGCAAUUGAGAAGCGCAAAGCUGAGAUCAUUGCCAAGCGCUCUCAGCGCCUCUACGAGCGCCGCGUCGAGAAUGGCGAUAUCCUUCCCAACGUCCACGGCAUGUCCAAGCGCAACACCCUCCAGUAUACCAGCAUCCAGAACAACACCUGCCUCCUGGCCCCUGAGACCAUUUUUGGCCCCUACGGUGUGGACGGCGAGUUAGUCCGCCACGACCUUCGCGAAACCCAGUCCGGUAUUGACUUCUACCUCGAUAUCGGAAUCAUUGACGUCGAGACCUGCGAGCCGCUUGAGGGAGCCUCGGCCUCCAUCUGGGCCUGCAACGCCACUGGCUCAUAUGCUUCUUUCACUGGCAUUGACCCCGACACUUCUGAGUUGCUCGAUGGCUGGAGCAAGCGAUCCGACGGCACGACCGAUGAUGAGACUUUCCUCCGCGGUAUCCAGGUCUCCGAUGAGGCUGGCAUGAUCGAGUUCCUCACCAAGUUCCCUGGCUACUACACUUCCCGCUCUACCCACAUCCACGUCGCUGUUCAAGCCAAUGCCUCUGACGGUGUCGGCUUCAGUCAGAGCGCCCUCCAGCACGUUGGACAGCUCUUCUUCGAGGAAGACCUUCUUUCUCAGGUCUACGCCGUCAGCCCGUACUCUGCCCACCUCGAGACCCUGAACCGCACGACCAAUGCCGAGGACUCUGUCCUGUCCAGCGCUAGCGAGGACGGUUACAGCCCCUUCAUUAGCGUCUCUCUUCUCGGUGACAGCGUUGAGGACGGCCUCGUUGGCUACAUCACCAUCGGUGUCAACUCUACUGGUGACAGCAUCGCUACGACUGGUACCGAUGUCAACCCCCAGGGCUGGAUCCCCACCGUGUCUGUGGGAACAGAGAAGAUGGCGCAGGCUACUGCUGCUGACCGUGCUGCCGGUUACACUUCUUAAGUGAACCGUCACAUUCGGACUCGCCGGAGUUGAUCCUUUGAGUCACUAGCACAGGAUCAAGGGGUAUUGUAUGGCAUGGGAUGGGAUAGGAAAAUGGUAGCAUAGCAUGGCGUUUCAGCACAGAGGUUC